CGGAAACGAAUUUAUGAGCUCCGCCACUUUCACCAUCUGCGAUUCUCUCCAACCAAUUUCUUCCCCAAAAAUGUGUUACCACUUUAUUUCUCUGCGCUUCAUCUUCAUACUGUGGAUGCUUUCGCUAUCCUCUGCUCGAAUUUUAACCAUGGAAAUGCAUCAUCGCUUCUCCGAUCAGGUCAAGCAGUGGUCCACCCGGAGCGGCACCGCCUUCCCACUCGAAAAUUGGCCGCAAGAGGGCACCGUUGAGUACUACGCGCUUCUGGUGAGCCAUGACACUGCGAUUCGUCGCCGAUUGUUGUCGAAUUCCGCCGAUGAACUCACAUUCUCAGACGGGAAUGCCACUUUCCGAAUCAGCUCCUUAGGAUUUUUGCACUACACGACGGUGACGGUGGGCACUCCAGGGAUGAAGUUUCUGGUGGCGCUUGAUACAGGGAGUGAUUUGUUCUGGGUUCCAUGUCACUGUACAGAAUGUGCAUCAGUUGAUGAUUCGCCUUAUAGCUCUGACUUUGAGCUUAGCAUAUAUGAUCCACUCGAGUCAUCUACAAGCAAAAAUGUGACUUGCAACAGUGAUCUAUGCAGUUUUCACAAUAGUUGCAAUGGAACUUCAAUCCACUGCCCUUACCAUGUGUCAUAUGUCUCAUCUGAAACAUCAACUUCAGGAAUUCUAUUGGAGGACAUCCUGCAUUUACAGUCCUUCGACGAAUAUCAGGAGUUUAUCGAGGCAUAUGUAACAUUUGGCUGUGGACAGGUGCAAACCGGUUCUUUCUUAGAUAUUGCAGCUCCAAAUGGUCUGUUUGGGCUUGGUCUUGACAAAGUAUCAGUUCCUAGUACCUUGUUCAGGAAGGGUUAUAUAGCAAACUCUUUUUCUAUGUGUUUUGGGCGAGAUGGGACAGGUAGGAUCAACUUUGGAGAUAAAGGUAGCCUUGACCAGGAAGAGGCCCCAUUUAAUAUGAACUUGUUCCACCCAACCUAUAAUGUUGAUGUGACUCAAGUUCGUGUAGGGACUACUGUCCUUAACUCCGAGUUCUCGGCACUUUUUGACUCUGGCACCUCCUUCACCUAUCUUGCUGACCCUUACUAUACAAUGCUCUCAGACAGUUUUCAUUUGCAAGUACGGGAUCUACCACGUCCACCUGAUGACAGACUCCCUUUUGAGUAUUGUUAUACUAUGAGCCCCAAUGCAUCUACCAGUUUGAUUCCUGCUAUAAGCCUGACUAUGGAUGGAGGAGGCCUGCUGGUUGUCCAUGAUCCUAUAAUAGUUAUUUCCACACUGCACGAAUUUGCUUAUUGUCUGGCUAUUGUCAAGAGUCAGGAGCUGAAUAUAAUUGGACAAAAUUUCAUGACUGGCUACCGCUUUGUGUUUGACCGGGAAAGACUUGUCCUUGGUUGGAAAAAGUUCAACUGUUAUGACGAGGAUGAUUCAGAUGCUUCCGAACUGAGAUCUGUGAACUAUGCAAGUGUGCCAACAGCUGGAGCCAGUACACCUAAUAACAUUACUCAAUUCGAUGAAUUAAAAAGGAAUUCAGCUCAUUUAGUUGUGCUAUCACUGUACAGAUACAAUAUAAUUGGCUCUGUCCAUUCUCUUCUAACAUUCCUGAUCUUUUUCUUCUAA
Messenger RNA from Salvia hispanica, 1615 nucleotides. Its product is annotated as Eukaryotic aspartyl protease family protein. The record is from RefSeq and is a predicted model, not a curated record. Gene Ontology annotation, molecular function: aspartic-type endopeptidase activity. NCBI's taxonomy places the organism in Eukaryota, Viridiplantae, Streptophyta, Magnoliopsida, Lamiales, Lamiaceae. Gene Ontology annotation, biological process: proteolysis.